AUGGCCGCCGUCAUCCAUCGUUCCCGCCGCGAUGCGUCCGACUUACUCAAGGAUUGGAACAUGGCAGGUAUUGCCGAACAGCAUCACGGAACGUGCUCACGCCGAUCGCCCCAGACUCUCAUCAUGGCGGCCCCACAGGCUCAAGCACAGCAACAUGAGCAGGCGGUCAAUGUGCAUGUCGCCCAGCGUCACCACAUGGGCGGCCAGCAGGGUCGUCCGAUCAUGCUCCACGCCAACAUGUACCCGAUCAAGCUUGACGGCAAGGGCCAGGGGACUGUGCGCCAAUACACCGUGACCAUCUUCCCAGCACGUCCUCCGCCCCCUGGGGGAACCCCCAGGCGCGGCGGACCCAAGUCCAGCAGCGAGGCGAUCAAGCUCGUGCAUGCACUGCUUUGUCAGCGUAUCCUCAAUGUGGGAUUGCAGAACACCGUUCGAACAGGUCAGCACAGCCUGCCGCAGGCACCUAUCCAAAGCAUCGCGUACGAUGGCCGCAAAGCAGCGUACUCUACAAAGACCCUACCCUUGGAAGACUUCGCCAUGGCUGUUGAGCUUGUCCACAGCAGCGACAAGGACAACGUUUGA
Molecule: messenger RNA, 582 nt
Organism: Tilletiaria anomala UBC 951
Lineage: Eukaryota; Fungi; Basidiomycota; Exobasidiomycetes; Georgefischeriales; Tilletiariaceae
Exons: 2
Coding region: 1-582 (193 amino acids)
Source: RefSeq, a predicted model, not a curated record